This is a messenger RNA of Acanthochromis polyacanthus (spiny chromis), 1215 nucleotides long. It is a transcript of the gene tmem234, whose product is annotated as transmembrane protein 234. The coding region runs from base 53 to 481 and encodes 142 amino acids. The record is from RefSeq and is a predicted model, not a curated record. NCBI's taxonomy places the organism in Eukaryota, Metazoa, Chordata, Actinopteri, Pomacentridae. The transcript is spliced from 5 exons.
ACAGAGCAGUCUUGAACGCAGCUUCAGUGGCAGCUUUACUGUUUACAUUACGAUGGUGACUGUUGUCGAGCUGCUGAGUCUCCUGCUGGUGUCGGUGCUGUGGGGCUGCACCAACCCCUUCCUAAAGAAAGGCACAGAGGGGAUAGAAAAUGUGACAAAAACCAACAGAGUUUCACAGCUGCUGGCUGAGGUCAAGUUUCUGUUCCUCAACUUAAAGUACCUGGUCCCAUUUCUUUUAAACCAGAGUGGCUCUUUGGUCUACUAUUACACACUUUCAACUACAGAGUUGUCCCUUGCUGUUCCUGUGGCCAACUCUCUCACCUUUCUCUGCACUCUGCUGACUGGAAAGUUACUGGGUGAAGAAUUUGGAGGCAAACAGGCUGUCGUGGGAAUGUUCCUCACCAUGGCUGGCAUCACUCUGUGCGUAAUCAGCUCCAUUGAAGACACUGGGAAGCUGAACACGAGCGAGCCUGUGCACUAACUGAGAUCAGGAUCAAAGCAAAUUCUCCUAUACCUUCUGCUUAUUCCUUAGCAAGGAAAGAAAGAAGGGCAAAGCAGAGUUGAUGCAGGACUGGAGGGGGCGAUUUAGAUUCAGGCGGCAGCUCUUGAUUUGUGCCUAAACAAACUUAUCUUGACCUUGAAGGGACCUGUCCAGAAACUCUUAGACCAAGUUGAAGGGGAAGCGGGUUCAUGUAGGGUACACCCCAGAGCUAGACGAGAUUUAUGGCGCUCCCAAAGAAAUCGGUGGUCGUUACGUUUCAAAGCACCCCGGUGCCCCUCCAUGUGACGCCCAUCUGCAUAGAAGCUAUAGAGACCACAUACAAAUAAGGCAGGGGGUUGAAAUAGACCAAUCAGAUGUCAGCUCCUGGUUUAACGGGGGCAUUUUACAGGAGCUGCUGUAGCAUGUGUGAGGGUUUGAGAUGGACAGAGGACUGUUUAGCUUGUUUUUUCUUUUGAUUAUUUUUAUCUUUUCCUCCUCCAUCCUCUUCACCGCUGCCUUGUAUACAUGAUACACUGCUGAUGUAGAUGUUGCAUUUAUCAUUUUCUAAAAUUCUAUGUACAGAAAAAGUAAAACGGGCUCACAUGUUGUACAUAGUAAUAUAUAUUUUAUUGUCACAGUAUUUAAAUGAUACAAGACGCUGUACAGACGACUUGUCAUUGUAUCUAUUCCUGUGUUGUCGCUGAUAUUUCCUUAUUAAAAUGUUGGCAACAUGA